Molecule: messenger RNA, 1325 nt
Organism: Megalops cyprinoides (Indo-Pacific tarpon)
Lineage: Eukaryota; Metazoa; Chordata; Actinopteri; Elopiformes; Megalopidae
Gene: oprm1
Product: opioid receptor, mu 1
Exons: 3
Coding region: 39-1190 (383 amino acids)
Biological process (GO): neuropeptide signaling pathway; G protein-coupled opioid receptor signaling pathway; sensory perception of pain
Cellular component (GO): membrane; neuron projection
Molecular function (GO): neuropeptide binding; G-protein alpha-subunit binding; morphine receptor activity
Source: RefSeq, a predicted model, not a curated record
CUGUUAAACAAAGAAAUUAGGGCUUUGUGUCAUAUACCAUGGAGAGCAGCGGAAACUCGUCGGAGUCUUUUUAUCAGUUUCCAUACCCUGGCACGAUGAACGGGAGCGGGUUUUGUCGGAACUUCGGCAACAACACGACUCUUUCUGCCACAAACGAGUCCAUGUGUGACAGAGGAGACAACGUGAACAAAGAUGCGACUCCCGUGGUUAUUGCGAUUAUCAUCACAGCAGUUUACUCUGUCGUAUGUGUGGUGGGGCUGGUUGGCAACGUCCUCGUCAUGUAUGUCAUCAUCAGAUACACCAAAAUGAAAACAGCCACCAACAUCUACAUCUUUAACCUGGCCCUGGCUGACGCCCUGGCCACCAGCACCCUCCCCUUCCAGAGCGUCAACUACUUGAUGGGCAGCUGGCCCUUCGGAGACGUGCUGUGCAAGAUGGUGCUGUCCAUCGACUACUACAACAUGUUCACCAGCAUCUUCACCCUGACCACCAUGAGCGUGGACCGCUACAUCGCCGUCUGCCACCCCGUGAGGGCCCUGGACUUCCGCACGCCCCGCAACGCCAAGAUUGUCAACGUCUGCAACUGGAUCCUGUCCUCUGCCAUCGGCCUGCCCGUCAUGGUCAUGGCCUCCACCGUCAUCGACUACGAGUACAACCCGGCGGGGACCAUAGACUGCAACCUGAUUUUCCCCCACCCAGCCUGGUACUGGGAGAACCUGCUGAAGAUCUGCGUCUUCAUCUUCGCCUUCAUCAUGCCCGUCCUCAUCAUCACGGUGUGCUACGGGCUGAUGAUCCUGCGUCUGAAGAGCGUGCGCAUGCUGUCGGGCUCCAAGGAGAAGGACCGCACGCUCCGCCGAAUCACCCGCAUGGUGCUGGUGGUGGUGGCCGUCUUCAUCGUCUGCUGGACGCCCAUCCACAUCUUCGUCAUCAUCAAGGCCCUGGUGACCAUCCCCAAGUCCCUGCUGCAGUCCAUCACCUGGCACUUCUGCAUCGCCCUGGGCUACACCAACAGCUGCCUCAACCCCGUGCUCUACGCCUUCCUGGACGAGAACUUCAAGCGCUGCUUCCGCGAGUUCUGCAUCCUCACCUCCUCCGAGCUGGAGCUGCAGAACUCGGUCCGCACCCGCAACCCGCCGCGGGAGCGCAACGGCAGCGGACACACCGUGGACCGGACCAACCAGCAGGUAUGACUAGAUCUGGAGAUGCGGUCUCUGGACUCUCGCAGCCAGCCCAACGACGAGAUACAGUCCGAGAUUACCCAGGUCACCACUGGGCUCUGACGAUGCGGGGCUACCCCGGGGGCUGGCUGGCAGUAACGCAGCUAA